Messenger RNA from Sitodiplosis mosellana (orange wheat blossom midge), 1681 nucleotides. It is a transcript of the gene mus81, whose product is annotated as crossover junction endonuclease MUS81. Gene Ontology annotation, cellular component: nucleus; Holliday junction resolvase complex. The record is from RefSeq and is a predicted model, not a curated record. Lineage: Eukaryota; Metazoa; Arthropoda; Insecta; Diptera; Cecidomyiidae. The coding region runs from base 182 to 1555 and encodes 457 amino acids. The transcript is spliced from 3 exons. Gene Ontology annotation, biological process: mitotic intra-S DNA damage checkpoint signaling; DNA catabolic process; double-strand break repair via break-induced replication. Gene Ontology annotation, molecular function: crossover junction DNA endonuclease activity; DNA binding; 3'-flap endonuclease activity.
CGCCCGGUUUGACAGUUCAAUUGCCGGUAAACAGCUGUUUUGUUUUGCAUGUGCAUGAAUAGCUUAUUUUUAUUUCAUAAAUGAAACAAAAGUGAUUUCUAUAGAAAUAUUGAUUCUUUUGGGUUUUAAUUGAUUAACUGCAAUUGUUUCAUUAAUUAAGGAGGAGGAAAGGAGAGGUAAAAUGUCGCCUCUAACCGGAAAGCGAAUUUAUUUUCGGGCCAAAAAUCCGAAUCCAUUGUUCACGGAAUGGCUGGAAUAUUGGGUGAAACAAGCCGAAGAGAAGGAUUCAAUGAAAAAGUACGCAUUGGCUAAGGCAUUGGAAUCACUCAAGAAAUAUCCGUUGGUGUUGUAUACAGGGCGUGAUUGUGCCAUUUUAGAAGGAUUCGGUAGUGGUAUUUGUUCAAUGAUUGACAAACAAUUGCAAGUGUACAGAGAUACAAACCCUGGCCGACUACUCGAUGAACAACAAAUGGAUGUGAAGGAAAAAAGUAUUAUUCUCGACGUAAAAACCGCUUUUGAAAAGAAACGAGCCAAACGGAAUCCAAUCAAGGAUUUUAAGGAGAAACUCGAUGAUACUCUUGAAGCACUUCUUAAUGACAAUGCAUUUGACGAAGAUAUUUAUAUGAUACCUCCUGUGAUGACACAACCAAUCCCUCAGAUGGACUUCAUGCCGGAAAAAGUACGUCUUGGAAGUUGUACAUUUAAAAUUAUCCUAUUGGUUGACACACAAGAAACGGCUGGUAAAUCAAAGCGACAGCUUGACACAACGCUAAAGGCGCUGGAGCAAAGAAAAGUGAACUUUGAAGUUCGUCGACUCUCGGUUGGCGAUUUCCUGUGGAUUUGUCGCGAUGAAACGAACAAAGAGCACGAACUUGUUCUGCCUUAUAUCAUUGAACGCAAACGCAUGGACGAUUUGGCUAGCAGUAUCAAAGAUGGUCGAUUCCAUGAGCAAAAGUUUCGUCUAUCCGAUUGUGGACUGCAUAACAGAAUCUAUAUGAUCGAGAAUCGAGGAAACAAUACACAUGUCGGUCUUCCACUGACGAAUCUGCUGCAAGCCACAACAAACACAUUGGUUCAAAAUGGAUUCAUAGUAAAGUUCACCGAUUCCAAUGAAAAUUCCAUGUUUUAUCUGUCGGUCAUGAGUAAUUUAUUGAUCAAAAUGUAUGCGAAAAAAGAUUUGGUACAUUCAACAAAGACUGAAAUUGAUCGUUUGCCCGCUAACUACUAUAGCGACUUAGACGCAAAAUCCGAAGUGGAAUUGAUAGAUUUCAAGGAAUUUUCGAAGAGUACGGGAAAAAUGCGGAAUUUUACCAUUCGUGAUAUGUUCAAUCGUCAAUUGGUCUCAUUGAAAUCUCUGUCGAUCGACAAAGCAUUGGCAAUAACCGAAAUUUAUCCAACACCACGAAGCCUUAUUUCAGCCUAUGACCGAUGUUUUGAUGAAAAAGAAGCGAUGAAUCUUCUAGCUGACAUUUCGUGCGGCAAACUGAAGCGACCACUGGGCACAACAAUCAGUCAAACUAUUUAUAAGCUCUUCAAUGCAUCAUCAUAUGAAUAAAAAACCAUCGAAUGAAAUUCAUUGUCAAUAAAUUUGUUUGUGUUUCUGUCGCCGUGCAAACCGAAGAGGUGCGGCGAAUUCGCCCACUCUGACGUUUGAUGCACGUGAAUACCCUUGACAGUUUGU